Molecule: messenger RNA, 696 nt
Organism: Eimeria maxima
Lineage: Eukaryota; Apicomplexa; Conoidasida; Eucoccidiorida; Eimeriidae
Exons: 4
Coding region: 1-696 (231 amino acids)
Source: RefSeq, a predicted model, not a curated record
AUGUCCGAUACAAAAUCUUCUCCCGCCUCAAGGAAGGCAAGCAACCCCACUCCUGCUGCUGCUGCUGCUGCUGCACCUGCUGCAGCAGCAGAGCCUGCACCAUCAACUGCAGCACCUGCAGCAUCAGAAUCUCCUGCUGCACCUUCCCCAGCAGCAGAGCCAACGAAGCCCCCCAAGUCCUCUCUUAGCGCUCGUUUUAGCGAGGCGAAGCUCGCAACAACCAUCAACAGCAGCAGCAGGAGCAGCAGCAGCAGCAAAAUACAAUCAAUGAAUUCCCCUAAGAUGGUCAGCAUGACCAGUGGUCAAUUCCUUGCUUAUAGGCAGCAGAGCAGCACCAACAGCUUGCUGCUGCCCAGCAAUUUCUUCCAAAGCCGAGCAGAGAUUCGCACUUGGGGAGAAGAGGAGCUCACAGACCCUUCUGUACAACCUUAUGAUGAAAAAAAUAUACCUCAUCCAUUUCAUACAAGUUUACCAGGUUAUCGUCCUUAUUUAUGCCGUUAUGUAGGUUUAGGGUUUGGGGGAGGGGGAAUGGUCUUUCUCUAUUUCUUGCGUAUUGGGGAGGAGAGUGAAGGAUUUAAGAUGCAUCGUCUUCCUUACGUCAAUGCAGAAUUUUCUGCAAUAAAUGGCGAAGCUACGAAUAUGUAUGGACAGGCAUAUCCAUACACCGCAUACCCUUAUGGUGUACCGAGGGUUUAG